GAUCCUUUUGCCAUACAGUAUUUCAUUCCAUCGACUGAGAAUAGCAAGCAAGAGGAGGAAAGAAUAGGUCUAAAAACUCGAAGAGCAGUCCGUAGCCAACCAGCGUGUGCCGAAGAUACCGAGCAAGCCUUAUUUAAAGCUAGGACUUUCUCUCCCCCCCCCUCCAAUAUCUCCCAUCUGCCUCAUUCCUUCGCCCAAAAGCCCGAAUAAUUUCCGUCUCUCAUCAUCUCCCAUGCUGCCUCUCAAAUCCAAAUCCCGCCUCGACACAGUCAUGCGCUCCCUCCGGCUGCGCCGGGCCCGCGACGAAGAUGUUCCCGCCAUGGCAGCGCUCGACGUCGCCGCCUUCCUCGACAGUCCCAUGCACAAGGCCAUGUUCCCCAAGCGCCUGCGUAUAAAGCCCGGCAUCCAGGACCAGCUCGAGUGGAACAUCUCGCGGAUGCGCAAGGGGCUGGCCGACCCGAACCUGCACUAUCUCGUCGUGCUGGCCGAUGCGGCCGAGGAAGGGGAGAUUAUCGUAGGAUGCGCCGAGUGGUCGGCGCCGGCGGCGGACGGUUGCGGUGCUGGAGAGUUUGAGGAUGACAAGGGGAAGACGGCGGAAGAGAAGGCCAAGGAUAUGGAGCUGAGGCUGGCGAGGCUGCCUCCGUUUUUGGAUAAGGGGGCGCUGCUGGAUGCCAAUGAUGAAGUGAUGGAGUUGAUUGAAAAGUCCAAGGAUGCAUUCAAGGGGGAGAAUAGGCAUGAUAUGUGGACCCUCAACUCCAUCUCCGUGGACGGCGACUAUCGAGGUAUCGGCAUCGGCAAGAUGAUGACACGAUGGGGAAUGGACAGGGCAGACGAAGACAAGAAGGGCAUAUGGAUCAUCUCAUCUUCACUGGGCCAGCAGCUGUACAAGUCGCUGGGGUUCAAGCAAGUUGCCCAGGGCUCGAGACUGGGCGAGCCGCAGUACCUCAUGCUGAAAUUUUACGAACCCAAGCCAGAGCCCGCGCAAGAGACCGCGCAAGAGACUGCGCAAGAACCUGUGCAAGAGCCUGUACCAGAGUCUGAGAGAGUUCCCGAGCUUGAGCCCAUGGCUAUGCCUCAGCCUAUGUCUGUUCUUGAGCCUGUGGCUGUGGCCGUGGCCGUGCCCGAGCCUAUGCCCGAGCCUGGGCUAAAUGGGGUGAGCACUACGGCGUAACAUGUAUCAGCAGAGGAAUAUGGACUUUUGGAUUUUAUUGAAACUAGGAUGGGAUGAAGGCGUUGGAUUUGAUGGUUGGUUUUCUUUGAAUUUAUAACACUUUUACAUACCGUAGAUUGGAUUCUGGCACAUGCUAGGUAGUUUGGGCGUAUAAUCUCAGCGUCAGCGUAUCAUAACAGCACUUGGAAGUUUGCGUAG
Molecule: messenger RNA, 1369 nt
Organism: Trichoderma asperellum CBS 433.97
Lineage: Eukaryota; Fungi; Ascomycota; Sordariomycetes; Hypocreales; Hypocreaceae
Molecular function (GO): acyltransferase activity, transferring groups other than amino-acyl groups
Source: RefSeq, a predicted model, not a curated record